UUUCUACAGGAGGAAACAGCAUCUUAUUGGGCACCUUAAACACGUUUGUACAUGUGGUAAUGUACUCGUAUUACUUAUCAACUGCCCUGAGACCGACUUAUCAUGACCGAAUAUGGUGGAAAAAAUAUCUCACACAACUUCAAAUGGUGCAGUUCCUGUUGAUCAUCCUGCACACGCUGCAGCUGCUGUGGGAGGACUGUGGCUACCCGCGCUGGAUAGCCUACGUGCUCGUGCCGCAGAACGUGUUCAUGCUGACGCUCUUCGCCGACUUCUACCGCCACAACUACUUGCGCAAGCCCCGCAAAGCGCAGGCGCAGGCGAUGGCAGCCAACGGGGGCGCGUGCGGCGCGGAGGCGGCCGCGCCCCAGCAGCCAGCGCAGCCCGCCCCCACCGACCGCCAAGAGGGCAGUGACAAGCCCAAGGAAGAG
This is a messenger RNA of Gryllus bimaculatus (two-spotted cricket), 428 nucleotides long. The record is from the annotation of a GenBank genome assembly. Lineage: Eukaryota; Metazoa; Arthropoda; Insecta; Orthoptera; Gryllidae.